Messenger RNA from Chenopodium quinoa (quinoa), 864 nucleotides. RefSeq names its product pathogenesis-related protein 1A-like. The transcript has a single exon. Lineage: Eukaryota; Viridiplantae; Streptophyta; Magnoliopsida; Caryophyllales; Amaranthaceae. The record is from RefSeq and is a predicted model, not a curated record. Bases 57 to 548 code for a protein of 163 amino acids. Gene Ontology annotation, cellular component: extracellular region.
AAUUUCACAGCCUAUCUUUUUUCAUCUGUGUAAUUCAACAACAACAAAAAAAGAAAAUGAAUUUUCUCAAGUCCAUUGCAACCUUUUCAUUUUUCAUCAUAGCAACCUUAGCCUUUGCUCGAGUUUGUCAUGCACAAAAUUCACCACAAGACUAUGUUGAUGCCCACAACGCGGCUAGGGCCGAGGUGGGUGUCGAAAACAUAGAGUGGGAUGACGAAUUGGCAGCCUACGCCCAACAAUACGCCAACCAACGUAUGGACGAUUGUGCUCUGGAGCAUUCUCAGGGGCCAUAUGGAGAGAACAUCGUUGCAGGUCCCGGUGAUGCUAGUGGCAUAGAUGCAGUUAAAAUGUGGGUUGAUGAGAAGGCUAAUUAUGACUAUGACUCCAAUACUUGUGCUCCCAAUGAGAUGUGUGGACAUUAUACUCAAGUGGUUUGGCGUAAUUCCGUUCGUCUUGGAUGUGCUAGGGUUCUAUGUAACGGUGGUGGGAUUUUCAUCACUUGUAACUAUGAACCUCGAGGCAAUUUUAACGGAGAAAAACCCUACUAGAGUUUUUGGUCUGAUCGAUCAGCUUAUUGAACCAUAUAAUACUUAUGCUCACUAGGGCAUUCACUUAUACAUAAUAAAUUAUGAUAAUUCAAUAAGCGUGUAUACUAUAUGUAAAAUAUCAAAUAAAGUAAUAUAUAAGGAAUCCCUAUUUAUGCACCUGUUUAGUACCAUAGGGAUAUAUAUUUUGCUCUUUUGAAUUUAUUUAAAUAAGAAGAAUAUAUAAUACUCUUGGAUUUGGGCAUUUUGGGUGCACUAAUAUAUAUGAAGCAUGUAAGAAAUUUUUAUGUUUAAGAAGUCAUUUACGUGUUAUUCGAUA